AUGCUGCUCACUGAAUAUCAUUCCCUGGGCCGUUUCGUUUUUUAUUUUUGCGAUGAGCCGCCGCUGACCGAUGAAAAUGUGAUUGUUAGAAAGAUGUUCAUUGGUGGUCUGAACUGGGAAACUACGGACGAGUCCCUUCGUGACUAUUUCUCUCAAUUCGGUGAGGUUCAGGAGUGCACCGUCAUGCGGGAUAGCGCCACUGGACGCUCUCGCGGUUUUGGAUUUUUGACUUUCCGUGACGCUAAAACUGUCAAUACUGUGAUGGUGAAGGAGCAUUAUCUGGAUGGAAAGAUUAUUGAUCCCAAGCGUGCUAUUCCCCGCGAUGAACAGGAGAAGACUUCUAAGAUUUUUGUUGGUGGUGUUAGCCAGGAGGCUACCGAGCAGGACUUCAAGCAAUUCUUUACGCAGUUUGGCCGUGUUGUGGAUGCCACUCUUAUGAUGGACAAGGACACUGGACGUCCCCGCGGAUUCGGUUUCGUCACUUUCGACGGUGAUGCUGCUGUUGAGAAGGCUCUCUCCCGUCCUCUUGAGAUUCUGGGCAAGCCAAUAGAGGUCAAGAAAGCCCAGCCCCGUGGUAACCUGCGUGAGAACAACGAUCAACGCGGCGGCAGUGGUGGCCACCGCAAUGGAGGAUACCGCGACCAAAACCAGAACGAUGGAGGUCAGCAGCAAGCCGCUCAGCAGGGACAGGGUAGUUCGAUGACUCCUCAAAUGAUGGCCCAGUACUGGCAACGCAUGCAGCAGUACUUCACCAUGAUGCAGCAGUCGAUGGCUGCCGGUCAAGGAGGAAUGCCUGGCAUGAACAUGAACGCCAUGAACAUGAAUCCCGCUAUGAUCGCGCAGAUGCAACAGAUGCAGCAGAUGCAGAUGCGCCAGCAGCAGCAACAGCAGAUGGGUGCCCAGCAGCAAGGUACUAUGAGCCCCGGCCCUCAGAGCCCUGGCUCCCAGCAGGCUAUGCCCAACAUGAUGAACCCCGCUAUGAUGCAGCCCAACCAAGCCAAUGUUCCCGGCGGUCCAGGCAGCGAUUGUGCCAGCCCCGUUCCCAACGCCGCCGCGAUGGCCGCCAACUACAACAACGGAGCUGGAACCCCAGCCAGAGGACAAACCGGACCUGGAUACAACGCCACCGAGCAGAUCGCCUUCGAGCAGCAAAAGUAUGAGCAGCAGCAGAUUAACCGCUCGAUGGACCCUCGCGGUUUCUCGCCUUACCAGCAGCAGGGUGGCCCAACUUCGUGGGAGGGCAUGUACGAUGAAGUUCCUCAACCUCAUGUCCCGACCGGACCAGCAGGUAUGAGACGCAUUGGAAGUUCGGGUAGUGGAACCACUCCUCAGCCCCAGGGCACUGCUCCUCCUAAUGCUCCGACUGGACCCCGUAACGCCGGCAAGCCUGGUGCGAACUACCGUGGUGGUGGCCGAGGAGGACACCGUACCUACCACCCCUACCAGCGCUAA
Molecule: messenger RNA, 1452 nt
Organism: Penicillium robsamsonii
Lineage: Eukaryota; Fungi; Ascomycota; Eurotiomycetes; Eurotiales; Aspergillaceae
Product: Nucleotide-binding alpha-beta plait
Exons: 4
Coding region: 1-1452 (483 amino acids)
Molecular function (GO): RNA binding
Source: RefSeq, a predicted model, not a curated record